Molecule: messenger RNA, 2731 nt
Organism: Drosophila bipectinata
Lineage: Eukaryota; Metazoa; Arthropoda; Insecta; Diptera; Drosophilidae
Gene: moody
Product: G-protein coupled receptor moody
Biological process (GO): G protein-coupled receptor signaling pathway
Cellular component (GO): membrane
Molecular function (GO): G protein-coupled receptor activity
Source: RefSeq, a predicted model, not a curated record
AAAAAAAAACACAACAAGUUAGAACUCUCCCUCCCUCCCUCUCACCACCUCAAACAAAAAAAAGAGAGAGUGCCGCAAGGAAAGUAAAAAAAUAGAGAGAGAGCCGUACGAUCAACGAGGAUUACAAAAUAGAAAUAUAAUAAAUACUCAGAAUGAGUGACGGAGAUACUAGUGUGGGCCUGGAUGGCAACUAUCCUCCACUGGAGGAGCUGACCACAACCACGAUGACACCCAGCGAUGUGGACGAGAGCGGAUUCUCACAUCCUUUGAUGAUCUUUGCCGCUGUGAUGACUUUUCUGAUAAUGAUCGUGGGAAUUUGUGGCAAUCUGCUGACUGUGGUGGCACUUUUAAAGUGCCCCAAAGUGCGUAAUGUGGCAGCUGCUUUUAUUAUUAGCCUUUGUAUUGCCGAUCUUCUCUUCUGUGCUUUGGUCCUGCCCUUCCAGGGUCUGCGCUUCGUCCAGGGAACUUGGCGUCAUGGGGAUGUCCUCUGCCGGCUGAUACCCUUCAUUCAGUACGGGAAUAUCGGUGUCUCGCUGCUCUGCAUCGCCAUGAUCACCAUUAAUCGGUAUGUGAUGAUCACCCACCAUGGAUGCUAUGCCAGGAUCUAUAAACGCCACUGGAUCGCCGUGAUGAUCGCCGCCUGCUGGCUGUUCUCCUACGGAAUGCAACUGCCCACACUGCUGGGGGCCUGGGGACGCUUUGGCUACGAUCCCCGCCUGCAGACCUGCUCCAUUAUGAGCGACCGCCACGGACACAGCAGCAAGACCACGCUCUUCAUCACCGCCUUCGUAAUACCCUGCCUGGUGAUCAUCGCCUGCUACGCCAAGAUCUUCUGGGUGGUCCACAAGUCCGAACAGCGUCUGAAGCGUCAUGCCACCAAACAGAACUCCAUACCCAACAAUCUCCGUCCACUGGCCACCGCAUCGGGAGCAGGAAGUCUGCCUUCGGGGGCGGCCCCAGAGUGUCAGCCUGGAAACCGCGUCUCCUCGGACAGCAGCAGCAGCUUCUCCACGGACGUACCGGAGACAGCGCCCAGCGGCGGCACCGGAAGCGGCAGCCAGAAGCAACCACCCACCCGGGUGAAGGAUCAGCGCGAGGUGCGAGCCAAACGGAACGAAUGGCGCAUCACCAAGAUGGUCCUGGCCAUUUUCCUCUCGUUUGUGAUCUGCUAUCUGCCCAUCACCAUUGUCAAGGUGGCCGACAAGGACGUGGAGCAUCCCAGUCUGCACAUCUGCAGCUACAUCCUGCUGUAUCUCUCGGCCUGCAUCAAUCCCAUCAUCUAUGUGAUCAUGAACAAGCAAUACCGCAAGGCCUACAAGACGGUGGUCUUCUGCCAGCCGGCACGUCUUCUGCUCCCCUUCGGGAAGACCAAUGGAGCUAGCAGUGCUGCAGAGAAAUGGAAAGAUACCGGGUUGAGCAACAACCACAGCCGCACCAUUGUCUCCCAGAUGUCGGGCGGGGCAACGGGAACGGGAUCGGGAGUGGUACAACCGGAGACGCCAACGGCAACGGGAACGGGAACGGCAGCAACAACCCCACAAGCCCUGGAGUUAAUGUCCCGGGGUCCGGAUCUGAUCAGCAAGUCGAAUCUAACGCCGCCGCCGCCCUCGGUCCUGACGGCGAUGCCCAACGGAAACAACAGCAAUCCGACCAGCCAACGGUUGCCGAUCAAGAAGAACAAUCACUCCUACACCAACAGCGGCUUCAACAGCAGUCCGGGAAUCGGGAGCAGCUUAUACCGCCCCGGAGCUGGCUCCAUGGGCAUCGGCUCGUCCAGCGGGAUACGAAGGAUAACGAUGGUGGGCGACGACAUAAUCUUGGAGGAGGAGGAGACAUCACCGCUACCAUCGACACCGACAACACCGACGGGCAGUUCCGCGCCUCAGACACCGGCCCCGCCACCGCCACUGCCCGGGUUAGUCCCAUCAUUCGUCCAUCCACUAUCCACAAGUUUAUUAUCGCCCACCACAACAACAACAACAACAACAAUAGCACCAACAACAGCACCAACAACAGCACCAACAACACCAGCAACAGCAGCAACAACAAACAAGCCACACAUCUACAUGAACGUGGACAGUCCGAAGAGAAAUCAAAAUUAUAGCCAGGCCAGCAGCAAUAAUAAUAAUAAUCAAAACAACAACAACACUAAUAAUAAUAAUAAUAAUAAUAAUCGUAAUCCUAAUGAUCCCGAUACGGAUCAGGAUAAUACGAUGAAUGUUUCCGUUUCCGGCUCCAAGCUGACGGCGAAAAUCAAAUUCCCAAAAGACUAACGAAAGGCUUUAAUUCCAAAAUUUUAUAAAAAAAAAAAAAAAUUAUCGAAAAAGACAUAAUUAUUAUGCUACUUUCGUUAUAAAAAAAGAAGAAAAAAAAAGACAUACUAUAUAUGAUAUAAUAGUUCAAUAUCAUAAUAUCAAUCAUAAGCAAUUUUUUUCUUUAGAUAUUUCUUUAUUUUUUUAAAUAAUUAUUUUAGUAUUUUUUUUAUUGUCUGCAAACGGCAGAGAGUAGUUCUUUUUAAAAAUUGUGCCAUAACAUUAAAUAAUAUGUUUUUUUUUAGAAAUUUUAAAGCUUAACCAAAGCUAAGCAAACUAAAUAAUCGGAUAUUGAAAAUAUAGUAACUAUUAUUAUAAUUUUUAUUGCUUAAUCGUAUGCCUGGAUCUAUAAAUUACACGCUUUCAAACCAAAAAUUAUGAAAAAACACACUACUUUACUUUUAACUUUAAACUUUAAA